This is a messenger RNA of Henningerozyma blattae CBS 6284, 573 nucleotides long. RefSeq names its product Aim41p (gene AIM41). Gene Ontology annotation, cellular component: mitochondrion. NCBI's taxonomy places the organism in Eukaryota, Fungi, Ascomycota, Saccharomycetes, Saccharomycetales, Saccharomycetaceae. The coding region runs from base 1 to 573 and encodes 190 amino acids. The transcript has a single exon. Gene Ontology annotation, molecular function: carbon-nitrogen ligase activity, with glutamine as amido-N-donor. The record is from RefSeq and is a predicted model, not a curated record.
AUGUACAACUCUGUAUUAAAAUACUCACUUAAAACACAAUUAAGGACGCUUCAGCGUCCAAUGUGGCGUUAUCAAAGUAGUGUGGCAUAUAUUAAUGCUAUGAAAUCAUUAAAGCUAGGCUUAAAAAAGGCAAUGAUAGCUAAAGAUGAAGCACGUAAGACUACUAUUAGAUCAAUUUUAUCUGCCGUUAAAAAUGAGGAAAUUGAUAAGAAUGAGAAAUCUGACAUGGAUGAAUAUGCACUUUUUGAAGUUUAUGAGAAAUUAAUAAAACAGAGAAAGGUAUCGAUAGAAGAUUAUAAAAAAAACAAAAGGGAUGAUUUAGUUGAAAAAGAAGCUACCGAAAUGAGUAUAAUUGAGCAAUAUUUGAAAGAAUUGCCCGUAGCAACAGAAGAAGAGAUUGCCUUGAAUGCCGAAAAGUUGCUCCAAGGUACUUACAAAGAAAAUCCAAAGCAAUCAUUAAAAGAUAUAAUAAAAACUAGUAACAUUAAAGAAAUCUCUCAGGCUUGGAAUUGUUCUGAAAAAGCUGUAAGAGCAGCACUAGCUAAGCACUACAAGAAAGUUUUCUCCGAAUAG